This is a messenger RNA of Dendroctonus ponderosae (mountain pine beetle), 914 nucleotides long. Its product is annotated as glycine-rich protein DOT1. NCBI's taxonomy places the organism in Eukaryota, Metazoa, Arthropoda, Insecta, Coleoptera, Curculionidae. The transcript has 4 exons. The coding region runs from base 257 to 721 and encodes 154 amino acids. The record is from RefSeq and is a predicted model, not a curated record.
CACGUCAUCCGCGAAUUCCACUUCCGGACAGAUUACUUAAAAUAUGGAAAACACAACGACGGGUACCCGUUUUUUCGCGCGAUUCGGGAGACGAAAGAACCUUCAGUAAAAUCUUGAAAUUUCUUCAAGAACAACCAGACCAUUUCUGACGGUGGGGACCACCAUAUAUUACGAUCUAAGACAUACAGAUCGGCAGUUAAGCAAAAAGUGCAAGAAAACAAUAAAGUCUAAACAUCUAACUUGUGCUUAAACCAUCAUGAUCAAGUUUGUAAUUUUGUUCGGGCUUUGCGCGCAAAUUUUCGCGCUUCCUGCUGGACUAAAUAAUGCUAAGGAGUUAACCAGAGCAGUGCGCUCUGCCGAUCCGCACCAUUACAAAAAACACGGUGGGUCAGGAGGUUACUUUGGUCAGGGAGGCUACGGAGGUGGCUAUGGGGGUGGUUAUGGAGGUGGCUACGGAGGCGGCCAUCCUGGAGGUGGCUAUGGAGGCGGCCAUCCUGGAGGUUACUAUGGAGGAUACCCGAGCGGUUAUGGCGGAGGGCAGGCUCAAGCCCAAGCCCAAGCUCAAGCUGGAGCUGUUGGAGGUGGCCAUGGAGGAGCAGUGGCUCAAGCACAAUCUCAAUCUCAAUCGACGUCCUUCGGAUUUGGGCCUUUUGUGGCCAGUUUCUCUCAAGCCCAAGCGUCAGCUAGCGCCGGGGGAGGCGACGGGGGCUUAUAUUAUUAAACAAGGGCCCGAUCACUUCUUUGGCAAAGCCACAACUCUGAGAAAAUACCAAACUUUGACUGAAGAGAUAGAAAUGGAAGAUCGUCGCUCUUAGUGGUUAAUUUAGCAAUUAGUUAAGUAGGUGUAAAUAAGUAUCAACUAGUCCUUUUUGUACCACAUUUAUUUAUGUUCAAUAAAUAUUUAGCAGAAAAGG